Messenger RNA from Hypomesus transpacificus, 2187 nucleotides. RefSeq names its product ankyrin repeat and SOCS box containing 8 (gene asb8). Gene Ontology annotation, biological process: intracellular signal transduction. The transcript is spliced from 4 exons. NCBI's taxonomy places the organism in Eukaryota, Metazoa, Chordata, Actinopteri, Osmeriformes, Osmeridae. The record is from RefSeq and is a predicted model, not a curated record. Gene Ontology annotation, molecular function: protein binding. Bases 166 to 1035 code for a protein of 289 amino acids.
AUUGGCGCUUCCGUAUUUAUGUCAAGCAGCAGGCAAGCAAAACAAUCUGUUAGCAAGCAAGCUACUCGUCAACCAAUUUGAAUACGCCCGGAACUACACCCUUAGCCCGGGUUUCCAGCGUGGUGUGGUGUCACCCUUCCCGGGUGCCAUGUUCCUCAGUUCCACAUGAGCUCUACUAUGUGGUAUAUAAUGCAAAGCAUUCAGAGUAAAUAUUCCUUGUCCGAGCGACUCAUUCGCACCAUUGCAGCCAUCCGCUCCUUCCCACAUGACAACGUGGAGGAUCUCAUACGCAGAGGAGCAGAUGUGAACCGCAUGCAUGGCACCCUGAAGCCGUUGCACUGUGCCUGCAUGGUGGCUGAUGCAGACUGCGUGGAGCUGUUGUUAGAGAAAGGAGCUGAGGUGAAUGCCCUGGAUGGCUACAACCGCACCGCGCUCCACUAUGCAGCAGAGAAGGAUGAAGGCUGUGUGGAGCUCCUGCUGGAGUAUGGUGCCCAGCCCGACGCCCUCGAUGGCAACAAGGACACUCCGUUGCACUGGGCCUCCUUCAAAGACAACCCGGAGUGCGUGAGAGCUCUGCUGGAGAGCGGAGCCUGUCCCAACGUCCGAGACUACAACAAUGACACACCACUGAGCUGGGCCGCCAUGAAGGGCAACCUUGAGAGCGUCAAGGUCCUGCUGGAGUACGGGGCCCAGGUCCACGUCACCAACUUGAAGGGCCAGACACCGAUCUCCAGGCUGGUGUCCCUCCUGGCUCGGGGCCUUGGCACAGAGCAGGAGGAGGAAUGUCUGGAGCUGCUGUGUCGGGCGGCAGGGAGGUUUGAAAUCCGUCGGGCCGAUGGCACCCUUCCCCGAGAGCUCAGCAAGGAUCCCCAGCUCCUGGCCCGGCUCACCAGCAUGGUGGCCCAGGCCCCCUCCCUCCGCAGCCUGGCCCGAUUCACUGUCCGACAGAGCCUUGGCGUGCGGUUCCUCCCCACGGCCGUCAAAGAGCUUCCUCUACCGGAGUCUGUAAAAGAGUAUGUACUGCUGAGAGACUGAGAAGGACAUCAGGGACAUCACUGUCUAACCAUUGGACCGUCUGUCUUAUUGCAUUUACAGAUAAUUUACAGCUAAUAAUGGAAAAUGUUCAUGUCAAAUGAUACAAGCUGUCCAGUAAUUCCCACCAUUAUUGGAUUGGAGCAUGGGGGAAGUAGCUCUUAACGUGUAUACGUGUGUCUGCUGUAGGAGUGAUGUUGAUUGCCAUUCAUGCGUGCUGAAUGUGCGUAUAUGUCUGUGAGUGACAUUUUCAAGACCAUUUUUUUUCUUCUUUUACGAGUCUACAGAGCCGUACUAGCAAUCCCAAGAGAAGUUGCCGUAUGAAGCGAGCAGGUUAAAAUGUAAACCUGGUGUCAAAUUGAUUAACAAGCACUAAGAAUGUGUUUAUGAGAGAGAAAACUAGAAGCUUUGCUGUUCUCUAGAUGUUACCUGAGUGUGCCAGGUAACACGUAACAAGUAACUGUUUCCAUUUUGCCAUUUCAAUGCUUGUAACAUUUUCAGACAGCUCAGUGUCUGUUGCAUACAAUCAUCUGUAUCAUGCACUUACUUGACUGAACUUGUGUAUACUGUAUGCCAUUUGGUCAUAUGUGCACAUUUACAUGUUGAUUUUGAAUUUGUGAGCUUCACUUUGAAAAGAAAAGGUACAGUUUACCAGUUUACACUGAAACAUUUUUGUUGUUUUAGUAUCCAAAACUCUCUAAUCAAGAAUAAACUGUUGUUUUGAUUUAAGUAGGUGUACUCUUUAGUUGAAUGUUAAUCUUGUGUUAUUUACUAUUGAUACUUUUAAUGGUGCUCAUUUGUCCAACUUUAGCACUGCAUACUUAAUGUUACUUUAAAAAAAGGUUACCAGCAACCAUGACAUGUUCCUUUUAUAAUUGUUUAUUUUAGACAAAAACGUUUAAAUAUUUGACAUUGUGAAAUGGCAUGAUAAGUGGAAGUGUUAAUUGUUUUUUAAAGAUAUAAGCUAACAAUGUACUUGUGUUUGUAGUGGAAUAAAAAAAUACAUUUUGUGCUUGGUUCAACUUGUUUGUUUUGCAGGUGUGUAAAUAUACAUUGCUCCUUGAUUUGUGUCUUAGCAACAUCGAUGUACACCCGCAAAGUGCUUUUUUCUUUUGUUUUACUUAAAACAGUAAAUGCCUUUCCUGAUUACCUACU